Molecule: messenger RNA, 3623 nt
Organism: Homalodisca vitripennis (glassy-winged sharpshooter)
Lineage: Eukaryota; Metazoa; Arthropoda; Insecta; Hemiptera; Cicadellidae
Product: X-linked interleukin-1 receptor accessory protein-like 2
Exons: 9
Coding region: 298-1743 (481 amino acids)
Source: RefSeq, a predicted model, not a curated record
AAGUUUGCCGAUGGCAUGCACACGCACAUAUACAAUCCACCUCCCCCCGCGCAGGAAUUGGACAACAGACCAGAACCAGAACACUAACAUCGGAACAUAGAGUGCCAGUGCGAGGCUAGUCGUUGUGGAGGAGGUAUGAGUGGUCGUCAUAGCGUUUGUUCGCGCACUUCCCGUUAUCAAUCGAACAUUGUAGAUAUGAUAAAGUAUAUAUUUUCUCGCGGGUUUUUAUUUAUUUUAGUGUAAAAUAACUUUUGCUACAAACUAACAUCUAAUUUUUUGCACGAAGAGUUUCUCAAAAUGUAUUUUUCCCGAUUUACUAUUUUUUGCUGCUUGUUUCCCAUGUCUUUGGGGCUUGUGGACUACUGCGAUGAGAACAAAAGAAACUCUUCAAUCUUAACACCCGGAAUUCAGUUUACUAAGGAACUGAGUUCUUCGGAAUAUGCGGUGUUGUCCAGUUUUAAAAGUCUUCAUUGUUGUGCUAAAGGAUAUAGAAGCAUCGAAUGGUUCAAGGAUGGCAAGGCAUACCCUUGGCCAGGUGAUGUGUCUAGCUUCAUACUGUAUCCUGACUCUGCCAACCAGACCAUCUACAGUCAGGCUCUGGGGUCAGUGGAUGCUGGAAACUACACAUGUACAGUAGCUAAUGACUCACGGCAGGUCUCUCACAUUGCCUCUCUCACCGUCUUCGAUAUGAGGAAGAACUACAUGGAUGUGCCAUUACCAACUUACAAGCUACCCGCAGAACACUUUGUGCGGCUUGGGCAACCCGCCAGAAUGUAUUGUGAGGCUUUUGUAGGCAAAAUAGAUCUGCCAGAUGCUACCAAUGAAGUGUGGUGGGAGAGGCCAGGGAUGAACAUGUCAACACCCCAAGCUAGACGGUACAUCCAACACCGUAUUUCCAGAGAGGAGGAACAAGUAGUUGGGGCGUACUUGUUCAUUGAAAAGGUGAAUCUAGCUGAUUUUGGAAGUUAUGUCUGUAGUAUUAGCAACACAGAGGAUCAAGUUGUGCGGUUAACUACAGAGUUGAAAGAAGAAGACUGGGAGAUGGGCUUGCCCUCCAACAAGAUUCCCUGGCUCAAACUGCAGUUCAUUGUCAUUACAAUACUGCUGGCUGCUACUCUUGUUAUAGUCUACAAUCGCUACGCUCUCUCUGCUCUCCUUUAUGUGAAACUCAAAUUUUGUAAAAGACCAGUCGAUGAUGGGAAGGAGCACGAUUUGCUGAUCUGCUACUCACCUGAAGAUGCAGACUUUGCAGUGGGCGUGUUGGCAACAACAUUAGGGAGCCGCUACCACCACACAGUCACUCUUUGUCAGAUCAACAAUGCUCGAGCAAGUGCAGAACUCCAGUUAGCAUCUACCCUGAGCCGUCACCUGCUGGUUGUCAUGUCACCUUCUUUGUUUGAGAACCAAUGGACCCCUGUCACCAUAUGUCCUUUAUUCAAGCAACUAUCCGAUAUCCACAGCAACAUUAUCUGUGUACCAUUACAGGGUAUCAAGAUGGAUGCCAGUUGGAAGUCAGAGGAGGGAUGUAUGUUACGCCAACUGCUAAGUCGAUGCUCUGUGAUCACAUGGGAGGUCAAUACGCCGGCUCAACGGCGCAGGUUCUGGACCAGCCUUCGCCUGUGUCUCCCACCCCCACUCUCCCCUCCUAGUACUCGGCAACGGGAGAUGACAGCCACCACCACAACCAAAGCCAAGCUUUCCACAUUUGCCAAAUCUAAUGAAAGCUUAGAGGUUUUGGUGUAAUUGUCAUCUUUAGACUGCAGUAAACAUUACUAAGAUGAUUUCAAUAAAAGUUUUAAUUUAUAUUGUUAUUUAAUCAUUAUUUAUUAUUGUAUAGAAUGUUUGAUUCUGUGUUAAUCACAUGGUAGAUAUAGUUGUUCUUUAUAAACUCUAAAUGUGAAAAAUACAUUUAGAAGAUUAAUAAUUAUCAACUGUGAUUAAUUAAGUAUUACAAUGUAAAAAGUUUGUUUUAUCUCAAAAAUCUUUUUAUAUUCUGUUAUAAUGAGAAACUUGUUGCAUUGUAAUACUUGUUAUUUGAAUACACUGUGAAAUAUAAAAGUAUUAAUCGAAAUAAAUUUAAUAAGAAAGAAAAUAUGAUAACAGAAUUUGAGUUUUGAAAUUCAGAGAAUAUUCUUUUACAGGGAGAGUUCUAUAGUUCAAAUUAGUUAAUUUAAGAAAUCCCAAAAAUGAAGUUUUUUUUAGUUUUUCUAAUUUGUAAAUACCAGGAACAGAAAUAAUUCUUAUUGUAAUUUACAUCAUAAUACAAGUUAGUUCAAAUUGUACAAAUAAUUGUUUCCACUUAAACAUGGAUUUUGGGGUAUUCUUCAAAGUAAUAUCAGUUGAUAUUGUAUGUGUUUCAUGUCUCAGUAUCAUAAUUAAUCCAUAAUUAUCUAGUACAAUAUCACUAAAAACAGUAAAAAAGAGUCAUUUUAAUAUCAAACUGUUUUUAUUUAACAUCAAACCAAUUUAAACAUGUGGUUUUUUGAACAUUAUUUGUAUUGUUGGGAAAUAAAAUAUUUGAAUUUGGACUGUGUAUAUCUUAAAAAAAAAAAAAAACAAGUGCAAAUCAAUUUAAUAUGGUUCUUGUAUGAGUGUCAAACAUUUUCUUCACCGACUGUUGUUAACCCUAGAAGCACGUACCGUAUUUGCGACAUAUUUGUCUGUCGUCUAAGUGCCAAUUUGGCACAUUACCAUACAUAACUUUUGAAUUACUAAAUCUUAUCCAAUCACUAUAAAAUUUAUAAAUUAUGUUUGUAACACAGUUUUCCACUAGAAUACAGCUCAGUAUUACAACAGCUUGUUUAAAAUCAAUAGCUGACAACUUGCAUGGUGGUUUUUUUUUAUUUUCGUGCAUCUAGGCAACCAAAUUUAUAUAUAUAUAUAUAUAUAAAACAUUUAUCAUAUCAAAUAUAAAUUUCUAAAAACAGCAUAAAGUUUGGGGUCAAAUUUAUACUCUUAAUUUUUUUUAAGCUAAUACAUGGAAUCAUAUGUGGCUAAUAUAACAUUUUUAUAUAGUUUUUGAAGUAUUACAAUAUUAUGUUAAAAGUUAAGAAACGUAAAUCAAUAAAACGUGUUUCUGUGCUUUUUUGUGAAAAAAAACUGUGUACAAUACAUAUGAACCAUUGGUUGUAGUUAAAAUCAACUUUAGAAGAAUACAUUAUUGGGUACCUUAAAACACUGUGCCUCUAUCAGUUUGUGUGCCACUUCUAGGGUUAAAAAUUAGUUACAAUGUGCCUAACACUUUAGCUCCAGCAGUCUAUAUAAAUCUGUAACAGUAUAAUUACUAUCAUGACCUGCCAUGCAUGAGGCUGAGAAUGUUAUAUACUAUAAAAUUGUAUUUGUUUAUCCUUCAUAACUAUACAUUGUCAUAAAAUGUCAAAAUUGACUUACUUUUUCAAUAAAAAAUUUUCAGAUUAGAUUGCAAAUAUGUUCAUACCACUUAUUAAAAUUUAAUAAACAGAAUAUCAUUGUUUAUUGUUACAUAGUACAUUUUAACAAAUGCUAAAUGCUAGCAAUGCACGAAUUUUACAUAGUUUUAAUUAAUGUGACUCAUUUUAGUGAUAUAACAAAGCAAUUAAAGAGUAAGAGUUUUAAGACCUGACUAAUUUCCAAAUAAGUCUUUU